AUGCGGUGGAUCAGCAAACCAGCACUCCUUAGGGAGCUCAACCCCCGCUUACUUUUCGUUGGAUGUUUUGUAUCUCUUGGGUCGAUGGGCUUUGGGUUUGACAAUGGCUGGUGGGGAGGUGCGCUGGGGCUGGCACCAUUUGCGCGCAAGUACGGUGCCUACAAUGAGGCAACAGGUACUUACGAUAUCCCCUCCGAGAAGCAAUCGGCAGGUACAGGAACUGGUUCGGCAGGGAUAAUCCUUGGCUGUCUCAUCGCGCCAUGGCUGUGCCAAAAUUUGGGCCGCAAACCAACAUUGUUAGUGAUGGCUAGUUUGCUGGUUGUGGGUAUUGUUCUCGAGGCCUCUGCCAUAACUUCAUUUUGGCAACUUGUCGUUGGUCGUGUUAUUGUUUAUUCAGGUAUCGGGCUAGCAUCAAAUGUAGUUCCGAUGUAUCAGUCGGAAUGUGCACCCGCUAAUAUCAGAGGAGCUUUCUUGACUGCAUACUCUUUUUGGAAUACCUUUGGGGGGUUUCUCGCAGCCCUUGUUAUUUUCCUCUCUCAAUCUCUGACGACCCAAUGGGCAUAUGUAACUGUCAUUCUCUGUCAGCUAUUUGUGCCCAUAGGGGUGCUUCUAUCAUAUCCAUGUCUACCCGAGUCACCACGAUGGCUAGUUUAUCGUGGCCGCUUUGAAGAGGCCGAAGUAGUGAUCAAGGACUUGUAUGGCCCUGAUUACAAUGCAACCGAAGAAGUGCAGCUUCUUCGUCUCCAAAUAGAGGAGCAGCGGGAGCUAAACAAAGCAACAAGUAUCCUCGACUGUUUUCGAGGUCAAAAUCUACGUCGAACGAUCAUUGCUGUCAUGGUCCAGGUCUUGCAGCAGGCCCAAGGAGUGUCUUUCAUCAAUAAUUAUAUCGUGACUUUCAUGGAGCAGUUAGGGUUUGAAAACUCUUUGAGAUGGAAUGUCAUUGUCACUGUUUGCGGCCUGGCUGCUAAUUUUAUAUCAUUUUACACUUUCGACAAAAUCGGAAGGCGAGUCAGCUUGUUUUUUGGUGCAUUUUUGAUGGCUGCCAUGAUGAUGGGUGUCGCCGGCGCUACUAUCCAAGGCACUUCUAGUAUUACAGCAUCUACUAAAAAUGGCUGUGUCGCAAUGCUGAUACUGUGGUAUUGCAUCUUCGGUCUCUCAUGGGGUCCUGGUGUCUGGAUUCUUGGGGGUGAAGUGGGCACUGGGCAGCUGCGUGAACGAACUUUGUUACUUUCUUCACUGGGAAGCUUUGUGACGUCAGUUCCGAUUAACUUCGUCAAUCCUUAUGUACAGGCGGCUAUUGGUGGACAAGUAACUUUCAUAUACGGCAGCUUCUCUGUUGCAGCCAUGGUCUUCGUACAUUUCUGCUUGCCCGAAACGAAGGACCGCUCUCUCGAGGAACUCGAUGAGAUGUUCCAGAACGGUGUCCCAACGCGAAAAUUUGCCUCACAUAUCUGCACGGGCUUAGGUUCACAAAUCAGAAAGUUGGAGAAGGAAGGUGAUGGGGACCUGAAGCAAAAGGAAUCUGUCAUUAGUCACGUUGAAGUUGCUGUGUAG
Talaromyces rugulosus is the source of this 1554-nucleotide messenger RNA. RefSeq lists its product as uncharacterized. The transcript has 3 exons. NCBI's taxonomy places the organism in Eukaryota, Fungi, Ascomycota, Eurotiomycetes, Eurotiales, Trichocomaceae. Gene Ontology annotation, cellular component: membrane. Gene Ontology annotation, biological process: carbohydrate transport; transmembrane transport. Gene Ontology annotation, molecular function: carbohydrate:proton symporter activity. The record is from RefSeq and is a predicted model, not a curated record. Bases 1 to 1554 code for a protein of 517 amino acids.